Molecule: messenger RNA, 980 nt
Organism: Effrenium voratum
Lineage: Eukaryota; Dinophyceae; Suessiales; Symbiodiniaceae
Source: the annotation of a GenBank genome assembly
GGCGAAUAGCUCUUGGCCUAGGAGUCUCGCUCGAAACUUUUCUGCGCGAUGGCAACAUUUGAGGAUUUCCCCGGCGCGGGGUACCUACGGCUGCGCGGCCUCCCGUUCAGCGCUGGCACAAAGGAGGUCUCAGACUUCUUGACGGAGUUCGGGGUGAUGGAGGCCAACGUCAUCCUGGGCACCAAUGCUCAGGGGCUGCCGAGCGGCGAGGCCUGGGUGCAGUUCGCGGAUCAGGCCAGCGCGGAUGAAGCCAGGCGGCAGAAAGACCGGCAGCGCAUCGGCGGUAGAUACAUCGAGAUCUUCAGCAGCUCCUACGACGACUGCACCGCGCGAAGUGGGGGCGCCAUGGGCGCCGUGGGCAAAGGCGCGUAUGGCGGCGGUGCCAUCGCGGGCGGCAACAGCGCGGACACUGCUGGAGGCUUCACAGACUUUCUGGGCGCGGCCUACCUCCGACUGCGAGGGCUGCCCUUCAACGCAACGCAAAAAGACGUCUCGGAUUUCUUCGCGGAGUUCGGAGUGAUGCCAGAGCAAGUGCUGAUGGGAAGUGAAGGCGCAACUGGCCGACCCUCCGGGGAGGCGUGGAUACAGCUGUUCAAUGAGGCGAUCGCGGCUCAAGCGCGCUCUGCGAAGGAUCGGCAGAAGAUGGGCCACCGCUACAUCGAGGUCUUCCCCUCGACGGCGAUGGAUGCCGGGAAAGCCACCGCCAGGCCAACGCAGGACCGAGCAGCCUUCCGCGGCGCGGGCGCGGGCGCGGUCGCGGGCGCGGGCGCUUGCGCGGGCGGCGCCUUUGGCGCGGGCGGUGAUGACUGGAGCUGGUUCAUGGGCGCUUGGCCACAAUUCUUCGGCAAGGGAGCCGGAGGCUUUGGCCAGGAUCGCUACGCCCCCUACUGAGCUUUGGCCCACUGAGUUGAGCAGCCAUACUUGGCUGGGGCGCGAGGCCAAUAUGCGACUGGGAGGCUCAAAUUGGUGAGCUGGGUGCU